GGGGGUCGGGGCAGCGCCGCGCAGCCGGGCGGCGGAGGCGGUGGGGCUGAGCCUGCAGCCCGCGCCCUGCCCCUGCUUGCGGCCGGGCCCCGCGGGCACCCCGGCAGCCCGGUCCCUCUGCACGCCUACAGAGCUGUUUCCCCUGCUAUGAUGCCAGGGCAGAUCCCCGACCCGUCCCUGACGGCCGGUGCGCUGCCUGGGCUCGGCCCCUUGACAGGACUGCCUGGCACAGCCCUGACCGUUGAGGAGCUGAAGUGCGCCGACAUCCGCAACAUCGGGGCAAUGAUCUCACCGCUCCACUUCCUGGAGGUGAAGCUUGGAAAGAGACCCCAGCCCGUGAAGAGUGAGCUGGAUGAGGAAGAGGAGAGGAGGAAAAGGCGCCGGGAGAAAAACAAAGUAGCAGCAGCACGAUGUCGUAACAAGAAGAAGGAGAGGACGGAGUUCCUGCAGCGGGAGUCUGAGCGUCUGGAGCUCAUGAAUGCUGAGCUGAAGGCACAGAUAGAAGAGCUGAAGCAGGAGAGGCAGCAGCUGAUCCUGAUGCUGAACCGGCACCGUCCCACCUGCAUCGUGCGGACAGACAGCAUCAAGACGCCCGAGAGUGAAGCCAACCCGCUGCUGGAGCAGCUAGAGAAGAAGUGAAGGUGGCACUGGGCCAGGAGGAGGAGACAGUGGUGCAGGGUCUUCCAGGGUCUCUAAUAUAUGUACUGUAUGAAGAACUGUGCACCCAGGCCUGGUGCAGCCAGCACCCAGUGGGCUUCCUUGGGAACUAUGAACCAAACAAAUAUGGGGACAGAGAUCAGGAACCUUCAACCAUGUACUCUUAAGGCUGAACCCAGGAGCAGGGCUAGUGGCGCCGGUGAGGGCAACCUCCCUGUGAUACCUCAUCAUGGCCCUUCAGCCUGCUCACGGCCCUCGGGACCCACAAUGCCGCAGCACGUCCUGCAACAACCACAUGCCCUGUGGGGAGAGGGCUGUGCAGUGCCCACCAGCUCCCUGCCCAGCGGCUGCUGCUCCUGGCACAUGCUCCGGAGGGAAUCCCACAGCCAAGAACCAAACACUUGAUGCAGCCCCGUGUGGUGGGCAGGCCUGUCGGGGCUCGGUGGCGCAGGCGCCCCCCGCAAGCACACUCAGUAUAAUGUUUACAGCCCAGCUGUCCGUGUCGGCCGUGCUUUUGAAUGCACAUUUUUACACUUUUUUAAAGUAUUUUUUACAAAGUUUUUAUACAGCAAUCUCUAUAUGGAUUUAUAUAAUCACUAGAUGUGAUCCCAUAGAAAUGUAUGUUAUGAUGGUCUGUUUGUUACAAAUGCAUAUGCCACAGUUAUCUCCAUUGUGUUACUUGUCUGGUAGCAUCUGGCUUCUUUCCCAGCAUGCUGGGAAGGGGCUCCAAGCUGCCCUCUGCAGUGGUGUUGCUACCCUCUCCAUCCAUGUAUGUCCUUCAUAAUACUCAGUUCUGUAUCUCCCAGUAAAUGUUACUUUUAUGUA
Messenger RNA from Melopsittacus undulatus (budgerigar), 1482 nucleotides. RefSeq names its product Jun dimerization protein 2 (gene JDP2). Gene Ontology annotation, molecular function: DNA-binding transcription factor activity, RNA polymerase II-specific; RNA polymerase II cis-regulatory region sequence-specific DNA binding. The transcript is spliced from 4 exons. The record is from RefSeq and is a predicted model, not a curated record. Gene Ontology annotation, cellular component: nucleus. The coding region runs from base 148 to 639 and encodes 163 amino acids. Gene Ontology annotation, biological process: regulation of transcription by RNA polymerase II. NCBI's taxonomy places the organism in Eukaryota, Metazoa, Chordata, Aves, Psittaciformes, Psittaculidae.